Molecule: messenger RNA, 3124 nt
Organism: Seriola dumerili (greater amberjack)
Lineage: Eukaryota; Metazoa; Chordata; Actinopteri; Carangiformes; Carangidae
Product: protein SOGA3-like
Exons: 10
Coding region: 1-2811 (936 amino acids)
Biological process (GO): regulation of autophagy
Source: RefSeq, a predicted model, not a curated record
AUGGCCUGUGCCCCUGCAGUGCCUGGUGGUGCCCUGUGUCAGCGACUCUUCACAGUGAUGCGGCAAGGAUUCACCCAUUCUGAGGAGCUCUCUGUGAAAAUGCAUUUGUUUGGACUUUUUGUGUUCCUGCCGAGGAUGAAGCCUGCCGCCAGCGGCGCUGCAGAUCCUCCAUCAUCGUCAACAUCAUCAGCAGACAAUAACGCAGGGAGGAGGAGGCAGCACCGGGCUCCCUCGCCGGCCAGAGCCCAGGAAGGGACGAGCAAGCGAGCAUCCAGACACCCAGGCAGGUGCAGACCUCCGCUUGUCGCAGGAAGGAGCAGAAACGUCGGGGUGAAGCAGAGUCUGAGGUCCGCAGACGGAAGGGAGAGGGAGCCCGAGAGCCGCGGAGGAGCAGCUGUUCACCCGGAUGGUGCUGAAGCUGAUCUAGUCAGACCAAACAGGGCGGAUGCUGUCGCGGAAGAUCCGACAGAUUCGUCAGCAGCGGCCCGUCGCUCCACUUUACGCUUACCCUGCUUUAGUGGUGACUCUAACCAGCGUUUGCUGUCCGGCAGAGCCUCGUCUACCUUUUCGGUGAAAGCGAAAGAGAAGAAACCCGGAGAGGAAGAGACGAGGGAGGAGGAGGAGGAGGAGGAGGAGCGCAGAUACAGGGAGAGAACCGGCGUUCCCGUGGGCUGCGGAGCGGGCCUCGGUUUGGGUUUGUGGAGAGGGGGAUGCUUACAGGCUGAACUGAUCCACUACCAUCUGCAGAAGAGACUCAAGAAAAGCGGUGCGAAGAUGCAAACCAAGGCAACCAACAUGGGCACAGAGGAGGCCGCUCAGGGAGAGCUGGAGCCGGCUGCAGAGGCGACAGAGGCGGGGUCCGUGACACAGCAGGACCAGGCCCUACAGGACGAGAUGGAGAGACUGCUGGAGGAAAAUGAAGAUCUCAAGUGUGAGAUUGAAGAGAUGAGGACAGAGAUGGACGAGAUGAGAGACACUUUCUACGAGGAAGACACUUGUCAGCUGCAGGAGAUGAGGCGUGAGCUAGAGAGAGCCAAUAAAAACUGCCGGAUCCUGCAGUACCGUCUGAGGAAGGCUGAGAGGAAGAGGCUGCGCUACGCCCAGACGGGAGAGAUCGAUGAGGAGCUGCUCAGGAGUCUGGAGCAGGACCUGAAGGUAGCGAAGGAUGUGUCUGUGAGGCUGCACCAUGAGCUGGAAAAGGUGGAGGAGAAACGCACAAAGACAGAAGAGGAGAAUGAAAAACUGAGACAGAAACUCAUCGAGGUGGAAGUGACCAAACAAGCUCUGCAGAAUGAACUGGACAAAACCAAAGAGUCUCAAAAGAGAAGAGGAAGCAAGGACAUCCAGAAAACCGAUAAGAAAGCAGCACAGACUCCUACUGAGGAGGACAAUGAGGACCUUAAGUGCCAGCUAGCCUUCAUCAAAGAGGAAGCUGUGCUAAUGAGAAAGAAGACAGCCAAGAUUGACAAAGAGAAGGACCGACUGGAGCAAGAGCUGCAGAAGUACCGCUCCUUCUAUGGAGAACUGGACAGCACCCAUCCUAAAGGAGAGGCCGGGGGACCGCCCACCACCCGCGAGUCAGAGCUGAAGCUACGGCUCCGCCUGGUGGAAGAGGAGGCCAACAUCCUGGGGAGGAAGAUAGUUGAGUUGGAGGUUGAGAACCGAGGCCUGAGGGCUGAGCUUGAUGACCUCCGCGGUGAAGGAGAAGGAGCUGGGAGCUCUGGGUGUGGAGCGAUGGGUGGGCCAGGCUCAGGGCGAGGCCUGGGGGAGGAUCUGACGGAGCUCCGACAGCAGCUGCAGUUGGUGGAGGACGAGGCAGAGCUUCUGAGGAGGAACCUAGCUGAUGCUGAGGAACAGAACACGAGGGUGACUGCAGAGCUGAACAAGUUACGGUUCAAAGCCGGCACCCACGAGGGAGGCGGCAGGCAUGGAGGAGGAGGGGUCACAGGAGGUUCAGGGAUUGAUGUAGCAAAGGCAGAAGCCCUGCAGGAGGAGCUGAAGGCAGCAAGGCUACAGAUUAAUGACCUAAGUGGAAAGGUAAUGCAGCUGCAGUACGAGAACCGUGUGCUCCUCUCCAACAUGCAGCGUUAUGACCUGGCCUCCCAUCUGUCCCUGCGGCCCAGCCCACGUGACAGCGACGCUGAGAGUGAUGCCGGUGGUGCGACAAGCGGCCGUCGUGAGAGCGACGAAGACUCCACCUCUUCCCGUCUCGUCCCACCUCACCGCAAACGUGAGGGCCCUGUAGGUGGAGAAAGUGACUCAGACGAGGUCAGAAACAAUAACGGCAGCAGCCGUUGCCUGACGCCCACACGGGGCCUCUACACCCCCACCGGACCCGAGGGUGCCGCCUCUUCUGCCUUGUCCCGCUUCCUACCCGGUGGCCGGUGCAGUUUGCGCGACAGGCAACAAAUGAUUGACAUCCGCGUGGAGGCAGAGAGGCUUGUUCGGACCAUCGACCGGCUCAUCGCUGACACGGCCACCAUCAUCUCAGAGGCAAGGGUCUACGUUUCCAAUGGCGACCUGAUGCUUGGGAUAGGAGGGGAGGAUGGUGGAGAGGAAGAUGGGGGCAGGAUAAGGGAACAUGAGCUACUGUAUCGCAUUAACGCCCAGAUGAAGGCCUUCAGAAAAGAGCUACAGGCCUUUAUAGACAGACUGGAAGUGCCAAGGCUGGAGGACAGGGACACAGAGGAGCCACUGUCGAUGUUCCAGCCCAUCAUUUUGCUCAUCCUCAUCCUCGUGUUAUUCUCAUCCCUCUCUUACGCCACCAUCUUUAAACUCGUCUUUCUUUUUACUCUUUUCUUUGUUCUGUGAUGUACGCCUCCCUUAAUCACAUCAUCCCUCGUUUGUUUCUUUUGCUCUGUUGAUUUUCUUUCCUCCCCACAUCAUUUGUUGCCAAGGUAACCGAAAGCACAGAAAAAAAACUCAGCACUUGCCACGGCUGCACUCACAUUCAGCGAACUGUGGCUAGAUUCAACACUGGAGUCUACAAUACCCAUAAAACAUCACUGUCUGCAUCGGUCCCUUGAGAAGUGUUUCAAGGUCAUCGAUCAUUCCCGCCCCUCAUCGUUAACCCUAGGGUGACCUCUGACAGAAAAGUGAAAGGGGAAAUUGCCAUUUGAAGAGA